AUGUAUUGGAAACCGGGGUCAGGAAAUUAUACUUACAUUGCUCAAUCGACGGCAGACCAACUUCAAGGACCCAUCAUCAGUGGUAUCGUAUCUGUAGGGGCGACAUAUGAUGGAAUGGUCCUGAAUAGUAUUGAUCUUCCUAUUCAAAUUUCCGCGCCAUAUCAAAGUCUUUCUCAAGCGACGAAUGCGAAAUUUCAACAACUUCAAGAACUGUGGAUUCCUAAUCGACAGGCUUGGCGAAUGACCACCAGAGACGUAAACAAGUUGGUCUCCAAUGCUCAAACCAUCGUGAUGACGCAUCUGACUGACGUGGAUACGGAAUGGGGUAGAUCAAUCAAACAAACUUUGGACGGCACGGAAGAUACUCUAUGGUCAGAGGUGAAGAUCGAGUUGAAGACGAUAGGGGAGGAAGUGGAAAGAAUAAUAAUCAAGAGUCAUUUCGAUGGGGUUUGUUGGGCUAACGAAUGUGCUGUUGACCUACCGAGAAUCAUAAAAGAUACUGAAUGUUCACUAGGGGGAUGUUUCUGGCCAGUUCUACUCAGCGAUCUUCGAGACCAUCUCAUCUGA
Molecule: messenger RNA, 567 nt
Organism: Tremella mesenterica DSM 1558
Lineage: Eukaryota; Fungi; Basidiomycota; Tremellomycetes; Tremellales; Tremellaceae
Exons: 2
Coding region: 1-567 (188 amino acids)
Source: RefSeq, a predicted model, not a curated record